CAUCAAGCUUGCUCCUUGGACUGCCGAAAUGCUGUCUGGCAGCGAUGUGACCUGUCGACUAUCAACAAUGGCGAAUUCUCGAAACCCACCCGGGGUCGAGAUUCCGUGGUUGCCCGCCGAGGCACAGUAGACACUGUAUCCCCCACCGUCCACAUAAAUGUUUUUGUCGUUGUCUGGCUCGCGCGUGCAUUCAAAACACUUUCCGCAGGGGCGGAAUGAGCGACCUGGAACGCCGACCCGGUCACCGAUCCUGUAUUGAGAUGAAGAGUGCUCUGGGAGGGACACCACGACGCCUGAAAACUCAUGGCAUCCAAUGUGAGGAAAUGAAGGUGGGAAGGGGGGCAUUUGGCCUUGGGCCAGCACGAGGUCUGUGUGGCAGUACGAUGCAGCCAGGACUCUAACGAUCAUUUCAUGGGGGCUAUCGGCUGUGAAACUCGGAAACGGUAGUGUGGUGAGUCGAUAUGGUGCGUUGAACGAUGGGAGGAUUUGAGCUUUCAUUUCGUUGGGGAGCAUAGAGGAAUCCAUUCUGAAUUUGAGCCAGUGAAGACGACUUCACAACUUUGAGGAGAGAUGAAAACGUAAGGACGCGCUCGACUUGGCAGCAAAUAGGUGAUGCUACCUCCAACAAGUUCGGGAUGCCGCUAUAUAGCUACAAGUCACAGCAGUACCUGUCUGUGGCUUGGUGGGGCUGCUCUGCUUCCUCGGACGAAACAAAAUCUUUUGAAGCAAAACUUGACUCCCAUUUUCACUUUUUCGUCUCUUCCUUUAUGGAGUCCUCACCAGUAACCGUCACGAUCUCGGCCCUGGACGCAGGCCACCUCACACUGCCAGAGCGAUUGUUCGUUACCGACGCUGACUCCGAGAAGCGUACCACUGUCCCGUCUCUCUCCUUUCUCAUUCAACACUGCGCUCCUGGAAAAACAAGACCUACUCGGAUGUUAUUCGACCUUGGGGUAAAACGAGAUAUCGAAAGAUACACCCCCUCUCAGCAAGCACACAUUGCUGAACGACAACCUGUUAUUGUAUCUCCAGACUGCAGGGAGAGCCUGCUAUCUGGCAGUGCCACCAUCACUCCGAAAGAUAUCGACCUAGUGAUGCUAAGUCAUGUACACUGGGAUCACGUUGGCACACCGUCAGACUUUUCCUCGGCCACCUUCCUCGUUGGUGCCGGCACCCUGGAUCUCCUCAAAAAUGGGGACGGCCCGCUCUACCCAGCUGAUCUCUUCAACGACGACGAGUUGCCGUCCGAUCGAACAAUAGAACUACCGCCUGUUUCCCUGUCCGGGGUUGGAAGUGGUCGGCCCCAAAGGACACGGCCAUCAGACUCAGCACUGGCUCGCAUCGCGCCCUAUUUAGAUGCUGAUAUCUGGACCUGGAGGCCUCGAUUCACCUUUUCGUCCACGUUGGACUUGUUCGGGGAUGGGUCUGUCACGGUCAUUGACACCCCAGGUCAUCUCCAUGGACAUGUCAAUCUGCUUUGCCAGGUUGCCAACUCAAAGUAUGUUUACUUAGGAGGCGAUUGCUGCCAUGACCCACGUAUUCUGGCAGGAGAUAAGGGGAUUGCAAUGUAUCCGGAUGGAAGGGGAGGGCUGAGAAGUGUGCAUGUUGACACCGGGGCUGCCGCCACCUCGCUUGACAGAAUCAGAGACUUUGUUGAAAGCUGUCAACGGCCUGUUGAGACAGAAGUGGUUGUCGCUCACGACGGAGCCUGGAGGGAAAGAAACAAACACCGGUUCUGGCCGGGAAAAUUGUAG
Messenger RNA from Podospora pseudocomata, 1754 nucleotides. RefSeq lists its product as uncharacterized. The coding region runs from base 636 to 1754 and encodes 372 amino acids. NCBI's taxonomy places the organism in Eukaryota, Fungi, Ascomycota, Sordariomycetes, Sordariales, Podosporaceae. The transcript is spliced from 2 exons. The record is from RefSeq and is a predicted model, not a curated record.